AUGGCCGCUGUAGAUACCGAGGAAUACGCCGCGCGAAAAUUCGAAGUGUCCGAAACCAAUCCGAGACCGCUGGCGCGCGUUUGUGAGACGUUAUUCAAACAUACUGUCGGACGGCCGAAAUCCGAGAGUCUAAACACCGCGGUCGCUGGAAGUCGAAACGUCGGUUAUCGAGAAGCUAGUAAACGUGACGGUUUUAACCGGAACUAA
Cinara cedri is the source of this 207-nucleotide messenger RNA. Lineage: Eukaryota; Metazoa; Arthropoda; Insecta; Hemiptera; Aphididae. The record is from the annotation of a GenBank genome assembly.